Polistes dominula (European paper wasp) is the source of this 1422-nucleotide messenger RNA. Its product is annotated as NAD(P)H oxidoreductase RTN4IP1, mitochondrial. The record is from RefSeq and is a predicted model, not a curated record. Lineage: Eukaryota; Metazoa; Arthropoda; Insecta; Hymenoptera; Vespidae. Gene Ontology annotation, cellular component: mitochondrion. Gene Ontology annotation, molecular function: oxidoreductase activity.
UUUACAAAUAUAAAUCGUUUUAUAUUCGUGAUUCUUGCACACUUCUAUUAAUAACAUUGAUGAUGCAUUUGUAACUUCACGCACGUUGCCGCGCAAAGUCUUCACAACAGAGCUACCGUGAAAAGCUAACCUCUCUUUUUCGUAGAUGUUUUGACUUAAAGUUCAUUCUGUGAUAAUCAAUAAUGUUAACAAAAAAUAUAAUCAAAUUAAAACGGGUGAUAAAUGAUAUGCAAUUGCGAUGUCUCUCCCAAUUGUCACCAAAAUACAAAGAAGAUGUAGAUAAUAAAAUGUUAGCUUGGCAAGUACAUUCUUAUGGUGAUUUGGAUGAAUUAAAAUUGUCAAAUGUAAAUAUACCAAUAAUUACUAAACCAACAGAAGUUUUGAUCAAAGUUCAAGCAGCGAGUGUAAAUCCCAUAGACAUUGCAAUGAUCCGUGGUUACGGUGCAACAUUGUUGAACCUUAUGCGCAAAGUUAAAAACUUUGGUAGCUAUACGUACAAUGAUAUGAUUGAAUUUCCAUUAACAUUAGGAAGAGAUUUUUCUGGAAUUGUAGUAUCAAAAGGACAUAAUGUUGGAGACAAAUUAAAAUUAGGUGACCAAGUAUGGGGUGUAGUUCCAGUUGAUAAGCAAGGCUGUCAUGCUAAUUACUUGGUUAUUGAUAGUAGCUUGACUAAUCGAUAUCCAAAAAAUUUAUCGUACAUUGAGGCUGCUAGUAUUUUAUAUGCAGGAUUAACUGCAUGGUCUGCUUUGUGGAUUACUGGUGGUAUGUGUUACAAAACAUCUAUCAAUACGAGAUUAAAUAGAAGGAUGCUCGUAUUAGGUGGUUCUGGAGGUGUUGGUACUAUGGCUAUACAACUCUUGAAAACUUGGAAUAUGCAUGUAAUAACCACUUGUAGCAGCGAUGCUGUAAAUAUGCUUGAGAAAUUAGGAGCCGAUGUUAUAAUAGAUUAUAAACAACAUGAUGCUGAUGCACAAAUCAUUUCUGAAGGACCGUAUGAUAUAAUUUUGGAUUGUUCUAAUCAAGGACCAGAUUUAAUAAAUUCAAAAGGUUAUCCAUAUUAUAAUUAUAUAACACUUAAUUCCCCGUUAUUAAAAAAUAUCGAUCAAUUGGGAUUGAUAGCUGGAACUGUUAAAAAUCUUGGCGACAUAUUUAAAUAUAAUAUUCCCAUAUCUAAUAACAAAGGUUCAAUUAAAUGGGGUUUCUUUGUACCAUCGGAAACAGGCAUGAAUAUGCUUCACGAUUUUGUUGAACGUGGACAGAUAAUACCAGUUGUUAAACAAGUAUAUCCUUUCCAAGAUUUACCGUCAGCAUAUGAAAGAGUAACGGAAGGUCAUUUGCGAGGUAAAUUAGUUAUUGAUAUGAAAUAAUAUUUAUUAUAAUUAUUUUUUUUUUUUAUAUCGUCGCACUUAUAAAAAAAAAAAA